Molecule: messenger RNA, 3586 nt
Organism: Juglans regia (Persian walnut)
Lineage: Eukaryota; Viridiplantae; Streptophyta; Magnoliopsida; Fagales; Juglandaceae
Product: kinesin-like protein KIN-5D
Exons: 23
Coding region: 262-3408 (1048 amino acids)
Biological process (GO): microtubule-based movement
Molecular function (GO): ATP binding; plus-end-directed microtubule motor activity; microtubule binding
Source: RefSeq, a predicted model, not a curated record
GAGUGAAUUGUGAGAGUGUUUGAUCAUCGGAAUAGACUUCCUAGAAGACCUGGGGAGGGUUGGGUUAACGGAGCUGAGUUCACUCGUCGAGUUCUCACUUCUUGGUGCCGAGUCGAUCUCAAUUUUAGAUUCAAGAACAGUGUGAAAGGUUCUUAUCCGUACUAAUUUAGGGAGAAUACAGAAGGACUCUCAUUGAUUCGGAUCGACUGAGUUUUUCCGAUUCGGGAAAAGUUUCAGACUCGCACAGUAAAAUAAAAAGCAAUGGAUUCCACGCAGAGAAGAGGUGGACUGGUAUCGCUAUCGCCAUCGCAGACACCACGUUCGAGCGAUAAGUUGGUGCGGGAACUGCGAUCUGGGGAAUCGAAUUCCAACACCAAGAAUGACAGAGACAAAGGUGUCAAUGUGCAGGUUCUUGUGCGUUGCAGGCCAUUGAGUGAGGAAGAGUUGAGGAUCCAUACGCCGGUUGUGAUUUCUUGUAAUGAGAGUAGAAGGGAAGUUUCGGCAGUUCAGAGUAUAGCGAACAAACAGAUUGAUAGAACAUUUGCCUUCGACAAGGUCUUUGGCCCAACCUCCCAACAAAAGGAAUUGUAUGAUCAGGCUGUGUCUCCUAUUGUAAAUGAAGUGCUUGAGGGCUAUAACUGUACCAUCUUUGCCUAUGGUCAAACGGGAACAGGGAAAACAUAUACAAUGGAAGGAGGAGCAAGAAAAAAGAAUGGGGAAUUUCCUAAUGAUGCGGGCGUCAUCCCAAGAGCUGUUAAGCAGAUUUUUGAUAUAUUAGAAGCUCAGAAUGCUGAAUAUAGCAUGAAAGUUACAUUUUUAGAGCUGUACAAUGAGGAAAUUUCGGAUCUUUUGGCCCUAGAGGAGUGUUCUAAAUUCAUAGAUGACAAAUCAAAAAAACCCAUAGCUCUCAUGGAGGAUGGAAGAGGGGGUGUAUUUGUGAGAGGCUUGGAAGAAGAGAUAGUAUGUACUGCUAAUGAAAUUUACAAAAUAUUAGAGAAAGGUUCUGCAAAAAGGCGUACAGCCGAAACUCUUCUUAACAAACAAAGCAGUCGCUCUCACUCAAUAUUCUCUAUCACAAUUCACAUAAAAGAGUGCACACCAGAAGGGGAAGAGAUGAUUAAAUGUGGGAAGCUGAACCUUGUUGACCUUGCUGGUUCCGAGAAUAUUUCACGCUCUGGUGCCCGAGAGGGCAGAGCAAGGGAAGCUGGGGAGAUUAAUAAAAGCUUGCUUACCCUGGGUCGUGUUAUUAAUGCACUAGUUGAACACUCUGGUCAUAUUCCAUAUAGGGAUAGUAAACUAACAAGGUUAUUGAGGGAUUCGUUGGGGGGAAAAACAAAGACAUGCAUUAUUGCUACAGUUUCACCCUCCAUUCAUUGUUUGGAAGAAACACUCAGCACCCUUGAUUAUGCACACCGUGCCAAAAAUAUCAAGAAUAAACCUGAGAUCAAUCAGAAAAUGAUGAAAUCUGCAAUGAUCAAGGAUUUGUACUCUGAAAUUGACCGGCUUAAGCAAGAGGUUUAUGCUGCAAGAGAAAAGAAUGGGAUCUACAUACCACGAGACCGUUAUCUACAAGAAGAAGCUGAGAAGAAGGCCAUGGCUGAAAAGAUAGAACGCAUGGAACUGGAUUCAGAAUCUAAGGACAAGCAACUUAUGGAACUUCAAGAACUCUACAAUUCCCAGCAACUUUUGACAGCAGAACUAAGUGAUAGACUUGAGAAAACUGAGAAAAAGCUCGAAGAAACUGAACAUGCAUUAUUUGAUCUCGAGGGAAAACACAGACAGGCAAAUGCAACAAUCAAAGAAAAGGAAUUUCUCAUAUCCAAUCUCCUCAAAUCUGAGAAGGCACUUAUUGAGCGAGCAUUUGAGGUUCGAGCAGAGCUAGAGAAUGCUGCUUCAGAUGUGUCUAGUUUAUUUGCCAAAAUUGAGCGCAAAGAUAAAAUUGAAGAUGGAAAUAGAAUACUUAUCCAGAAGUUCCAGUCCCAAUUAACUCAACAGCUUGAAAUCUUGCAUAAGACUGUGGCAACUUCUGUGACUCAACAAGAGCAGCAACUGAAAGACAUGGAGGAAGAUAUGCAGUCCUUUGUAUCAAUGAAAGCAGAGGCUACUGAAGAACUUCGAGGAAGGCUGGGAAAGUUGAAAACCAUGUAUGGUUCUGGUGUUAAAGCUUUGGAUGACAUAACCAAGGAGCUCGAAGUAAAUUCUGAGUCAACUUUUAGUGACCUGAAUUCUGAAGUUUCUAAGCAUUCAUCAGCCCUUGAGGACCUAUUCAAAGGAAUUGCUUCAGAAGCUGAUGCCCUGCUUAAUGAUCUUCAAAGCAGUCUUCACAAGCAAGAGGAGAAGCUAUCUGCUUAUGCACAACAACAGCGUGAGGCACAUGUGAGGGCAGUCGAAACUGCAAGGUCAGUUUCCAAAAUAACGGUCAACUUCUUUGAGACUCUAGAUGCGCAUGCAUCCAAGCUGAGCCAUAUUGUGGAAGAGGCACAAACCGUCAAUGAUCAGAAAUUGUCGGAACUUGAAAAGAAGUUUGAGGAGUGCGCUGCUAAUGAAGAAAGGCAAUUAUUAGAAAAAGUUGCGGAGUUGCUGGCAAGUUCAAAUGCUAGGAAGAAAAAACUGGUCCAAGUAGCAGUAAAUGAUCUUCGGGAGAGUGCAACAAGUAGAACAAGCAAACUGCAGCAGGAAAUGUCAACCAUGCAAGAUUCCACUUCCACUGUUAAGGCUGAGUGGACAGUUCACAUGGAAAAAACAGAAUGCCACCAUGAUGAGGAUAUUUCUGCCGUAGAGUGUGGAAAGAAAGACCUAGAAGAGGCUCUUCAGAAUUGUUUAAAGAAGGCAAAUUUGGGUGCACAACAAUGGAAGAAUGCUCAAGAAUCCUUGCUCAUCCUAGAAAAUAGCAAUGUUGCUUCUGUGGACUCCAUUGUUAGGACGGGAAUGGAAGCCAAUCAAGUCCUGCGUGCUCAGUUUUCUUCUGCUUUGUCAACUGCUCUGGAAGAUGUAGACACUGCUAACAAGGAUCUGUUUUCAUCCAUUGACUAUUCACUGGAACUUGACCACGAUGCAUGUGGGAAUCUCAAUUCAAUGAUAGUUCCUUGUUGCGGAGAUUUGAGAGAAUUAAAGGGAGGCCAUUACCAUAAGAUCGUGGAGAUAACUGAAAAUGCGGGGAAAUGUCUUCUACAUGAAUACACGGUGGACGAACCAUCUUGUUCAACACCGAGAAAGAGGUCGUUUAAUCUACCAAGCGUGGCAUCAAUUGAAGAACUCAGAACCCCUGCUUUUGAGGAAUUAUUGAAGACAUUUUGGGAUGCGAGAUCUGCGAAGCAAGCAAAUGGAGAUGUAAAACAUAUUGGUGGGGUGUACGAGUCUGCCCAGUCCGUAAGAGACUCCAGAGUUCCUCUCACUGCUAUUAAUUAAGGAGAGUUGAACAGAAAGAAGGGUGAGGGGUAGUAGUGGUAACAACAAAUUGUGUACAUAAUAAAACCAUGUGGUGCCGCCAAUGUCGGACUCUCACCUAUCUCUAUAUUCGUUAUUUGUUGCCAUGAAAAGGAAAAAUCACUCUAGGCAGGAAUAUAUAUAUAAUAUAUAUAUAUAU